Messenger RNA from Cloeon dipterum, 1573 nucleotides. RefSeq names its product RIO kinase 2 (gene RIOK2). Gene Ontology annotation, cellular component: nucleus; cytosol; preribosome, small subunit precursor. Gene Ontology annotation, biological process: maturation of SSU-rRNA; protein phosphorylation. NCBI's taxonomy places the organism in Eukaryota, Metazoa, Arthropoda, Insecta, Ephemeroptera, Baetidae. Gene Ontology annotation, molecular function: protein serine/threonine kinase activity; ATP binding. Bases 126 to 1544 code for a protein of 472 amino acids. The transcript is spliced from 7 exons. The record is from RefSeq and is a predicted model, not a curated record.
AUCUGAUGUUAUGAUCUUGUUUCUUGUUACAUCCACGCGUGACACACAUGCUUCUCGCCUCGCUCCUCGCUUAUUCGACGUGACUGUGUUGUUUUUGUUGCUGUCGUGAAACUUGAGCGAGAAACAUGGGCAAGUUGAACGUGACCAUGCUGCGCUACCUCACAAAAGAGGACUUCCGAAUUCUAACAGGGGUGGAGAUGGGAAUGAAAAACCACGAGUUGGUCCCAGCUGCCCUUGUUGCGAGCAUUGCAAAUUUGAGACAUGGAGGUGCUCACAAGGUGAUGAAGGAGCUUUGCAAACACAAGUUGCUGAGCUACGAACGAGGCACACAUUAUGAUGGUUAUCGGCUAACCAACCAAGGAUAUGAUUACCUAGCCCUAAAAACUUUGAGCAUGAGAAAUGUGAUCACGUCUUUUGGAAAUCAAAUUGGAACAGGAAAAGAGUCCAUUAUUUAUGUCGUUGGAAAUGAGGAGCAAGAAACUUUGUGCUUGAAAAUCCACAGGCUGGGAAGGAUUUGUUUCCGCAAUUUGAAAGAAAAGAGGGACUAUCACCAACACAGAAAAGCUGCCUCAUGGAUCUAUCUGUCCAGAAUUUCUGCCACUAAAGAGUUUGCAUACAUGAAGGCGCUGUAUGAUCGAGGCUUUCCGGUCCCCAAACCCUUUGAUUUCAGUCGGCAUUGUGUAAUCAUGGAGCUGAUUGAUGGAACUCCAUUGUGCCAGGUGAGUGAAGUAGAGAACGUGGAAGAACUGUUCGACGAGCUGAUGAAUUUGAUCGUGAAGCUGGCCAACCAUGGCGUCAUUCACGGUGACUUCAAUGAGUUCAACAUCAUGCUCACCAGCGAGGGAAAGCCGAUCAUCAUCGACUUUCCUCAGAUGGUUUCAACCUCGCACACUAACGCCAAGAUGUUCUUUGACCGCGACGUGAACUGCAUCAGGAGCUUUUUCAAGAAGCGCUUUGCCUACGAGAGCAGUCUUCACCCGACCUUUGACGACAUCGACCGCGAGGACAGCCUGGACGUUGAAGUGUUCGCUAGUGGCUUCACCAAGCAGAUGAAAAAAGAUCUUGAAGUAGAGAUGGGUAUUGAAGAGGAGGAUGAGGAAGGAGAAGAAACUGACCAAGCAGAAGAGGAGGAGACUCCAAAGUUGCCUGAUGAUAUCGAACCUUCAGAAGAGAAAGCUGGAAAAGAACUUCCGGAUUGUUUUGAUGAUAUUCCUGCUCUUCAUAAGGAAUUGGAUGAAGUUAUUGAGGCUGUUGACGCACACACCGAAGAUCCUGCGGAUACUCAGGAUUAUCCAUAUUUUCCAGAUGAGCUGUCGAUUCCAAGGCGGAAAGGUCCAUCCAGCGAUAUGUGCAGUGUAACAACAACGUCGACAAUCGCCCCUGAGGUCAUCAGGUCGAGAGUGAAGAAAAUGGUCGCGAGACAAAGCAAUGAGGCGGCCAAGAAGAGAAUAAAGGCCAAGGGCGAAGCCAGUGCCACCACCAGAAGUAGGCGGGAUAAUGCAGCUACAAUCAAGGAAAGUUCUGGUAUUUGGGGCUGGGAAUAGCCGAAUAAAUUUAUUUCUUUUAACAAUAA